UGUCUCAGCUGAGGCAGCCAUCUUGCUCUUGCCGAGUGCUGGUGUUGGAGGACCCUCCCGGCUGCAGAUUUACCAGCAGCAUGAAUUAAGAAAAGUUAGCCAAACUUUAAGCUCAGGUCCGGAUAGGGGGCAAGGGGACAGCUCACAGGAAGAAGAAGGUGGUACAUAGGCAGCUACUGCUGAUGACAAAAAGCUUCCGAGUUCACUAAAGAAACUGGCUGUGAACAAUAUAGCUGGUAUUGAAGAGGUGAACAUGAUUAAAGACGAUGGAACAGUUAUUCAUUUCAACAAUCCCAAAGUCCAAGCUUCCCUCUCCGCUAACACCUUUGCAAUUACUGGUCAUGCAGAAUCCAAACCAAUCACAGAAAUGCUUCCUAGAAUAUUAAGUCAGCUUGGUGCAGACAGCUUGACGAGCCUUAGAAAGUUAGCUGAGCAGUUCCCACGACAACUACUGGAUAGUAGAGCACCCAAGCCAGAAGACAUUGAUGAAGAGGAUGGUGAUGUUCCAGAUCUUGUAGAAAAUUUUGAUGAAGCAUUGAAAAAUGAAGCUAACUAAAAUCCUCUGGUUUU
Molecule: messenger RNA, 570 nt
Organism: Arvicanthis niloticus (Nile rat)
Lineage: Eukaryota; Metazoa; Chordata; Mammalia; Rodentia; Muridae
Source: RefSeq, a predicted model, not a curated record